AUGUUGCCCCCUGCGCUUGCGUCAGUCAUCCUGCCUCCUCGCCCCCUCUACAGCUGCGGCCCGGCUCAGCUACGAUGCGGCUCGCGUCCAUGGUAUCACGCUCAUUCCCCGACCCGCUGGUUUACGCUAUACUACCGCCGACGUUCGCGGAAGACGGGCAUAUCUAGCGAGGAAUGGACUGCCAUAAAAUACGACGUCCGUGCACUCACUCGCGUGGCUGGCCUCAAUUUCUGUGACGACUUUCGUCAUCAUGACAAGCAGAAGCUCGAAUGGAUCAGGCGCGAGUGGAAAGACAACACCCUCACAGGCUACAGCCCGGCACCCAGUUCUCCGGGACUACGAGAACCAGUGGCCGGUGAUGAUAAUGGUGGGAAUGUACAUGUCCGACGCGAGGAAAACUGCGCGCAAGGAGGCACCCUUUCCCGGGGCUUUGGAGGAAGGGCGGCGGUCGGCCUCGCAAAAUCAUCCUCCGGCCCAUACCAGAUCUUGAGAGAAUCCAUGACCACGUCCGCAGAGCCGCAGGCCUCAAGCCACACAUUUGACCAGAUACGGCGUUCUGCAGGCCGACGUUGGCCGCUCAUUGACGCGCUCGAGCUCGACCCCUGGAUCAACUGGACAAGACAGGACAGGACAAGAUCGGUCGUUUCUGCGGCAGAUCGCAGAGAAGCACCCUGUUCUCGAGAAGCACGAGAGCCAAUGGCCGGCACUCAUAUUAGCGAGAUUUCACUUGACAGUCCUCAGGAGACGGAAACCCUCGUCCCUGUUGGCGUGGUCUUCACGGGUCGACUGGUGACCUACUUUCUUGCACAUGGUCAUAUUCCAUCACCCGGUUGCGUUGAAUGGGAAGUUUAG
Molecule: messenger RNA, 852 nt
Organism: Epithele typhae
Lineage: Eukaryota; Fungi; Basidiomycota; Agaricomycetes; Polyporales; Epitheliaceae
Exons: 8
Coding region: 1-852 (283 amino acids)
Source: RefSeq, a predicted model, not a curated record